GUUCCUUGACGGAACGUCCGCGUGGCCGGCCACGAGCCCCACCUCCAGGAUCCGCGGAAAAGCUGGGACUUUCGAAUCGAGUCGGCCUAAGCCUUCCUGGCUUGGCUGCUAGCUUCCUGUGUGACCUUGGCGCCGCGAUAGGAACAGGUGAGCCCAGGUGGGCGCAGGUCUGAAGGAUCCGUGGGCCCGCAAGCUGCCGGCGAGGCUCCGGCAGAAAAGCGUUUUUUUCCCCCGCUGGAUCUGUGGUUCUCGGCCUGCCCUGGAUCAAAGAGUUCUCCGACAACCUGUGAGGAUGUAUUGGCGCCCGCAAAGAUGACCUGAGAAGGGUCAGGAGGACUGGAUUGCAAUUGCAGAAGCAACACCAAGUGAACCUUGAAAGAUGCAUAUGGGGCUGCACAAAGAGAAGAGAGAAACUGGAGAAACCAAUGAAGUAAGGAAAAAGUUUAACAGGGAAAACUUGCUUUCCACGAACAACUGAACAAGCUGCCCUCGGAAGCUUUUCUUUGGCCCUCAUGGUGCUGCUGGGCCCUGUGCUGUGAGGCCCCCGACGGGACCUGCUCUUGCCCGUGGAUCACCCGGCGUGGUCAUCGCCAUGGCCAGCAAGAGGAAGUCCACCACCCCAUGCAUGAUCCCCGUGAAGACCGUGGUGCUGCCGGACGCCAGUGCUGAGGCCCAGCCUGCGGAGGCCACACGGGAGGUGCCCCAGCAGGAGCUGCCCCCAGAAGUACCUGCCACCAGCAGUGAGGCCACCCAGAGCGCCAGCAGUACCGACGGCACCACGCUGGCCAAUGGGCACCGGAGCACCUUGGAUGGCUACUCAUAUACCUGUAAAUAUUGUGACUUCAGAUCCCAGGACAUAACCCAGUUUGUGGGACAUCUGAACUCAGAGCACACAGACUUUAAUAAAGACCCAACUUUUGUAUGCACUGAAUGCAGUUUUCUGGCAAAAACUCCUGAGGGGCUCUCUCUGCACAAUGCCAAGUGUCACUCGGGGGAAGCCAGCUUUGUGUGGCAUGUGGCCAAGCCAGACAAUCAUGUAGUCGUGGAGCAGAGCGUCCCUGAGAGCACCAGCCCUCCCGAUCCAUUGGGUGAGCCAAACGUGGAAGGGACUGAUGGACAGGCUGAAAUCAUCAUCACCAAAACUCCAAUCAUGAAGAUAAUGAAAGGUAAAGCUGAGGCCAAAAAAAUUCACACGCUCAAGGAGAACGUCCCCAAUCAGCCCACUGGUGAGGCCUUACCAAACCCUUCAGCGGGGGACACGGAGGUGAAAGAGGGGGACCAUGCCUUUGUCAAUGGGGCGGUCCCAGUCAGCCAGGCCUCUACCAGCUCUGCCAAACCCCCCCACGCGGCCAACGGGCCCCUGAUAGGAACGGUGCCAGUGUUGCCGGCAGGGAUUGCCCAGUUCCUCUCCCUCCAGCAGCCGCCCCCGGCCCAUGCCCAGCACCAUGCUCACCAGCCCCUGCCCACGGCCAAGUCCCUUCCCAAAGUGAUGAUCCCGCUGAGCAGCAUUCCCACAUACAAUGCAGCCAUGGACUCCAACAGCUUCCUGAAGAACUCUUUCCACAAGUUCCCCUAUCCAACCAAAGCCGAGCUCUGCUAUUUGACUGUGGUCACCAAGUACCCAGAAGAACAGCUCAAGAUCUGGUUCACUGCCCAGAGACUGAAACAAGGUAUCAGCUGGUCCCCAGAGGAGAUCGAGGAUGCCCGGAAAAAGAUGUUCAACACGGUCAUUCAGUCCGUCCCUCAGCCCACAAUCACUGUUCUCAACACCCCUCUGGUUGCCAGUGCUGGCAACGUCCAACAUCUCAUCCAGGCUGCUCUGCCGGGUCACGUCGUGGGACAGCCGGAGGGCACAGCCGGGGGACUUCUGGUCACUCAGCCACUGAUGGCCAACGGAUUGCAGGCACCCAGCUCGUCUCUUCCCUUGGCAGUCACAUCUGUCCCCAAGCCGCCCACUGUGGCACCCAUUAACACUGUGUGUUCAAAUACCACAUCGGCCGUGAAGGUGGUGAACGCGGCCCAGUCGCUCCUCACAGCAUGCCCCAGCAUUACCUCCCAAGCCUUCCUUGACGCCAGCAUCUACAAAAACAAGAAAUCUCACGAACAGCUGUCAGCUCUGAAAGGUAGCUUCUGUCGGAACCAGUUCCCAGGACAGAGUGAAGUUGAGCAUCUGACCAAAGUGACCGGCCUCAGCACGAGGGAGGUGCGGAAGUGGUUCAGUGACCGCAGGUACCACUGCCGGAACCUGAAGGGCUCCCGGGCCGGGCUGCCUGGAGAGCACAGCUCCAUCCUUGGGGACUCUGUGCCAGAGGUGCCCUUCCCCCCAUCAUCCAAGGCCCCGGAGGUGCCCUGCAUCCCCACAGCGGCUACCCUGGCCACCCCUCCUUCGGCCAAACGACAGUCCUGGCACCAGACCCCUGACUUCACACCAACCAAAUACAAAGAGCGAGCCCCUGAGCAGCUCAGAGCCCUGGAGAGCAGCUUUGCACAAAACCCCCUUCCUCUCGACGAGGAGCUGGACCGUCUGAGGACUGAGACCAAAAUGACCCGCAGGGAGAUUGAUGGCUGGUUUUCAGAGAGGCGGAAAAAAGUGAGCGCCGAGGAGGCCAAGAAGGUCGAGGAGGGUGCCUCCCAUGGGGAGGAGGAGGCUGCCGAGGACGAGGGGGAGGAGGGCUCGGCCGGUGACCUGAGGGUCCUGGGUGAGAACGGCUCCCCAGAAGUGCCCAGCAGCCACACACUGGCAGAACGCAAAGUCAGCCCCAUUAAAAUCAACCUCAAGAACCUGCGGGUCACAGAGGCCAACGGCAGGAGCGAGCUUCCGGGGCUGGGCAUCUGCGAGCCCGAGGACGAUGUGCCGAACAAGCUGGCAGAGCAGCCCCCGGGCAAGGUGAGCUACAAAAAGACGGCCCAGCAGCGGCACCUGCUGCGGCAGCUCUUCGUGCAGACGCAGUGGCCCAGCAACCAGGACUACGAGGCCAUCAUGGCCCAGACGGGCCUGCCGCGGCCCGAGGUGGUGCGCUGGUUCGGGGACAGCAGGUACGCCCUGAAGAACGGCCAGCUCAAGUGGUACGAAGACUAUAAGCGGGGCAACUUCCCCCCCGGGCUGCUGGUCAUCGCCCCAGGCAACCGGGAGCUACUGCAAGACUAUUACGUGACGCACAAGAUGCUGUUCGAGGAGGACCUGCAGAGCCUCUGCGACAAGACCCAGAUGAGUGCCCAGCAGGUCAAACAGUGGUUUGCGGAGAAAAUGGGUGAGGAGACCCGGGCUGUGGCCGACACGGGCAGCGAGGGCCAGGGCCCCGGUGAGCCUGCGGCAGUUCACAAAGGGACAGGCGACACCUAUUCGGAGGUGUCUGAGAACAGUGAGUCGUGGGAGCCCAGUGCCCCUGAGGCCAGCUCAGAGCCCUUUGACAUGCCGAGUCCUCAGGCUGGACCUCAGCUGGAAACAGACUGAAUGGGAAACAAUGGCUGUGAAGGACUGGCCCGUCUGGGAUGCCGCCUGCUGCGUGGAAGGGCCCGAUCCAACUCUGCUGCCAAAGGCCGCCCCCAAGCCCAGUUGCUGGGCUCACACAGGGCUUCCCGAGGCCUCCACGCAGCCCAAGCCCACCGCCGCCCUGGCCUGCCACCGCCCAGCCAGCGGGGAGAAGCGCCUGUCAGUUCUUCCGCCCACAACAUAGGACCUUUCCUUUGCCUUCCAGUGGAUAAAUAGUUCAGAGUUCAUAUUCAUAGACAGAAUCAAGUUUUUAUCAUAUAAAUCUGCCUACACACAUGUAAUAAAGCAUCAGAUGAUAAAUACUUUCAUUACAUAGAAACUCUGGUUAGCAAAGCAGUACCUUGUCUUUUACAUCAUCUCCGGAAACACCCUGUCUGUUCUCUGGAGCUCGCUGGCCGCGUGUUCCUGCACCUUCCUUGGUCGACUAGGGUUAUCACACACUCAGAACUACACCUGCAACCCCUGGGGCCCCCUUUGCCCUCCUCAAGGAAGGCAGCACCUUUGAAGAGAUGUCUGCUACCUUGAGCGGUGACCAGCAGCGUGUCACAGCAGGCUUGCCUUGCCUUUUGGGAUAAUCAGGGCAGAACCUGCUGUUACCCACAGUUUAAGAAAAUGGACCGAUCAUGUGAUUAGUAUUUGAUGCUUUCCACUCUCUUUAAGUUGUUAUAGUAUUUCUGCUUUAUCGUGGGAGUUUGAAUCAUGGACCAUAAUUCUCCAGUGAGCAGAUCAACUAAAGAAACAUUUGUUGUUAAGCCUAAUGUACUGACAUGCCACCUUUUUUUCCUUCAGUCUAGACGUGUUGAGGGUGAGAGGAAGAGACGAGAGAAACGGGUGGGAGAUGAACAUGGAAGCACAGCCUUGGGCUGUAGCUCUGUCCAUGGGUUUCAGAGCCCUCUGUCCACACUCACUGCAAAGCCACCUCUCGUUUGGGAAGGAGGACCCUGGCUCGCCCAGAGUGAGAGUGAGAGCUGGUGGGAUCCGGGGACUUCUCGGAGUUACCAGAGCCGGGGUGGCCCUCAGCACAAAGGCCUGUGUGUGGGGGUUCCUGGCAGAGCACCAGAGUACUCCUGACCCCUGUGCCCGGGGCCUGGCAGGCGAGCUGGACAUCGCUGGACAGGUCCUUGUGAGGAUGUGUUUGAAGUUCUAUGUUUAUAUCCCCAAACUGGAAACAAAAUCUCUGUCUACUUUGGCCUAACCCUCCUAUUCAUUUUUUUUAAUUGAGAAAAAUCACAAGAAAAGGUGCCUUUGAAACAUUGGGAAACUUGCUUACAAAGCUGUGCUAAAUGGUAAAUACCUUUCUCUCCCAAGACCAGCUGCUCCGAGAGCAGCAGGUGAAGAGUGGGGCUGGCAAAGGGCGCAUCACUUCCCAGAAACCACCUGCUGCCCAAAGCACCGAGGCCUCAGAGGCCUGCUGCUCCUGGGCCCUGGCUGGUUGGGCAGCACAAGGAGACCCCAGAGACAGGGCAGGAGCUCUGGGCAAGAAAUGCUGGCGGUGGGUUAGGCAUGGUCUUCCUCCCCCAGCCCACCCAGGUUCUGGACCAGGCCCCCCACAGGCUUGGCUCUGAGCACCUCCCACCACCAAGAGAGGCUUUCUUUGGAAACCAGAAGCCCUUGCACCCUCGUUCUUCUCAAGUGUCUUCACCUGCUCGCCCUGUCUCAUCAGGGACCACCUCUUCUAUGUUUCCAACAGGUGACUUGUGAGUCCUUGGCAAGUUGUGCAGCUUGUUUUUGUAUCCUUUCCGUUUUGGGUGUGAAGCUGUUGCCCCAAGGCCUCUGCAGAACUGCGAAGAAUGGCAAGUGAUUGCCUUUCUUCAGAGAACAGACACCUGCACUUUUCCUGUGGUGCUGGUGUACAUGCAGAUAAUUUAUAUAUACACACAUGUACAGUACAGAUCCUCAUUUGAUCCUUGUGAACUGUACACCUGACGUGCACACUGGAGGAACUUGGUGGCACGUGGGUGUUGGGGAAAGUAGCCUGUGAGGGGUGGCCGGGAUGCAGGGGGCAGCCAGGGCGGCCCUGCACGAAGCCAUCUCCAAUGUCUGAGAUGCUACUCUGAGUGCACUGGCUGAAGAGCUGUUUUUAGAGAGGAUUUUCUUCGUUAUUUUAUUUGUAUCCACAUGUCAUUUACAACCCAAACAGCAAGACAGAAAAAAUAAAUUACUUGGUGGACAAGUUAAUGCAGGACAGAGAGAGUGACCAGACCUCAACACCAGCUCAUCCUUGAAAGAUGGAGAAGUUACUGUGAUGCCCACCAGGCAGGUUUUCCUCCAAGAUGCUGGCCCUGCUCAACACCCAGGGCCACAUUUCUAAGUGGCAGGAUGCCCAGGUAAGGAGCCUAGCAGGCCAGAUAGACCCUCCUCCUUCCUAUGCUCUCGGACGUGAGUAAGUGGGGUUCAAGCCUUAUGCUUGAAUGAGUGAAGUGAUCACAAGUGAUGGAGACAGACGGGUUGUCGAGUAGGUGCCUAAGGGACAUUGCGGCAGGUACCCAGGGCUCUGGGAGCAAAGCCAU
Messenger RNA from Vicugna pacos (alpaca), 6003 nucleotides. NCBI's taxonomy places the organism in Eukaryota, Metazoa, Chordata, Mammalia, Artiodactyla, Camelidae. The record is from RefSeq and is a predicted model, not a curated record.